AGUUGUCUCUGAACCAAAUUUAGUUACUUUAAGUUCAUACAUCUAGCAUUAUAGUGGAUAACUAAAUUAUCAAAAUGACGGUGGACAUCAAUAAUGCAGAAUUAACAAAAAUGGCUCUACAAAGAGACAAGAAAGAAGUUGAAUUAGUCGUGACUUCUCCUAGCUCAGAGCAAAUUAAGUUCUCCAUAUCACUGGACCAAACAGUCCAUGACAUUAAGAUGACUCUGAUGGACAAUCCAAGUACCUGCUGCAUAACCUGCUAUCACCUGGAAUACUUGAAUGAGCCAAUAGAAGAUGAAAGGUUGGGAAUACGCGAAUUUUUACAAGAAAACAAAAAUACCUUACUCAUGAUACAAGAUUUGUACACUUAUGUAGAUAGUCGACACCAUGUUCAGAGACUGUAUGAACUUUUGGAGCCAAUUGAAAGGCCGUCUGCCUUGGUGUCAUCUUCGAGGUAUCCGCAUGCAGAGCAAGAAGAAGACUGGCUAGAGAAUUUCGACUAUUACGAAAAGCCAUAUCAGGAGGCGCCGCUGGGUUUAUUUUAUCAUAAGGAUUAUAUGACCGAUGCAGACGUCGGAGCGUUGCUUUGCCUGAAGCAGCUACGCUACAGCAGCUUUAACCCGCCUACAGGGAACCGCCGGCUAAAUGGUGAUUUUUUUUAUUUGGACGUGGUGACAUUAGAAUCUAAGGAGGCCGUCAUUGUCGCGAGUCCGAGUGGGUUUUAUGUCUCGAAGUGCGACAGGGACCACUUCGACCCAACUCCUGCAGACGAACCGCAUCAUAGCAAGUUAUUGUCUGAUUGUUUGUCGUUUUUGUCUUGCUCAUUUAAAAAAAAUUUUCAGCAACGAAUUAAUUAUCAACUGAAUUCGAGCAUUUACGAAAUAGCAGCGCCUUCUUUUCCCUGCAAUCCCUGGUUGGCUCCAAGGAGUUCCCGUAGCUAUGAUAUACAGCGCGCAGAAAAGGAUUUGCUCCUCAAUUCGGUGAUUGAGUUUGGUGCCAACAACAAAUAUCGAAGUUGGAACGAUGAGUUUCAGUCGGCUCUGGACAUGCCGGUUGGGACCGUUCAAGAAAUUAUUGACAGAGACUAUACAUUGCAACGCAUUCAUUGCGAUUUUGUCGAAGUCGCUACGCAGGGGGCAGUGGCCAUUGUUGAAGGAAAGGUCCAGGCCAUAAACGUGUACGACUCGCAGAUCAAUAGGGCUUAUAUAUAUAGUGACAUCUUCUACAGUCAGGCUGUUGACCCGGUUGGAAUGUGUGAUGAUGAGACUUUUUCGAAAGUUAUUAACGUCAAUCUUCUCUGCCUGAAGAAUUUUUAUUCGGUCGAUCCGCCUGACCUCCGAUCUUUAAACAUGGCCAUCAUCGACUACCGAGGCUUUCGCCUUGUUGCGCAAACAAUUAUCCCCGACAUUUUUGAGGGCCUGCUAGCCGGUGAGGAGGUCGUCACCUACGGAAAGCUAGAAGCGAUUCAUUGUGAUCCAGAAUUCCACCGACGAUUGGGCCAGGUCGCCGCACAAUUCCAUCUAAGAGAGCAUCAAGUAUCCGUUCGUGUGGGCGAUGAACCGUCGCCUGUGUAUAAGCUGUGGACCAGUUGCGAUGUCAAGGGGAUCGUUGACAAAAACAACCGCUACUAUUUGAUUGAUUUGGCCUACAUGCUGCCUCGCGAUUACAACUACAGGAACAGCGCCUAUUCAAACGCGGUCUACCGUCCGGAAUUGAUUCAGCAGUAUAUCUAUUCCCACGGAGUUCCCUCUUCUGAUAAGCAAUCGGCCGCGGACAACGAAUCGGACGCCUCCAAGCAAGCUGAAGGCGACUCUAAAGCGUCCGCACAGAACGGCCACGAGAAGUUGGUGUUCCCGGACUAUCGCUUCAACAUGGAUCUUUACGUCAACAACGUGAACUUGGAAGACAGUCAAGAAGAGCUAGACAAGGAUGUGGAGCUAAACAAGGAUAUAGGUGAGUAUUUGAUGGCUAAGGCAAUCGCCUUGGCCAUCGCCGCCUGUAACCAUUCCACUAACAUACAAGGCGGCCUAUAUCCAAUCAAGGAGAUAUUGCAUGAGUGCGGUGUGAACCUGAGGUAUUUAGGCUACUUGACGAACUUGGCAGCUUCGAAGGCGCCCGCUCACGUGAAUGCGCUGGUAAGCGAAAUGAUCGUUCGCUCGGCCAAGACUCUGUUCAGGCGCUUUAUUCGCUCUGCUCCUGAAAACCAACUCGCUUGCCGCACCGCCGAGUUCUUGAACGCCUUAUUCCAAAGGCCCAGCGAAGCCGAACUGUCAAAUAUUUCUUCAGAUGUAUCCCCUCAGCCAUUCACUGCUGACUCCGCGCCCUCGCGAGCUGCGCUUUGGACGCAAAUUUACCGCCUGGUCAAGUCCAAAUACAGAUACGACUUGCCUGUCCCUGUCGAUGAAACUUUCUUUAUAACCGCCAACCUUCGUUCUUUUUGCUUAAGUUGCGGCAUCGCGCUCAGAGCUCGCUCUUACAACUUCGAAGAUGCUGAGCAUAUCUUCUUUUCAGAGGACAUCCACCAACUGCUGCCGGUCGUCAAGCACGUUUCACCAGUAUCGGGUUAUGGAGAUAGCAUUCUUUCAUUCAGCGAAAAAGCCUCGAGAACGGACCAUCAACUUGCCUACAACCUGCUUCAAGAAGUUCACUUCAUCUUCCACCAAAUCUACGGCCCGGUUCACCCUCUCACAGCCCACUACUUCUUACAACUAUCGAAUCUCGCCUACAGCUCGGACAAACGCGAAUGUGCAUACGAAUACUCAAAGAGGGCCGUACAAAUUUGCGAACAAGUGAACGGCCUAGACCACGCCAUCACUGCCUGCGCCUACGAUUCGUUGGCGCGCAUCUCACUUUCGCUCUCAAAACACGAAGAGGCGCUGAACUACUCCAGACGGGCACUCUAUCUGAAGCUGAUCAACACAGGGGCGAAUUAUCUCCACUACGCUAGAAUGUACUCGGAAUUAAUAUUUUUGCUAUCUGAGCUUCAGAAGUUUGACAGUGCGUCGCGCGUGCUUCACAACUUGCUUGAGUGCAUGGGACGCAGGCUGGGCGGCCCUCCACUCGACGACCGGAGCUUCGCUCUCCCCUUCACCGCCGAUGCGAAGCACACCAGUAUCUACCUCAACCUUGCAAACGUCUAUCACAUGAUGGCCACGGUCGAACACAAGAAAGGCAACUACGCCAAGGCUCUGUCGUACGAAAUGAAAAACUACAACAUUUUGACUUCCGUAGGCUUGAAGGAAACGGACGCCGAUGUGUUGUACGCAAACGCGUGGCUAACAGCAUUGACAAAAAAGGCGGUCAGUGCCGGAAAAGGCAGACCUCUCACUAAAGACGAUAAGCUCGGAGAGCGCCAAACGCAAUCCGAGUCCUCUAACGUAGCACAAACAGGCCGACGAAACAGGAAAAAAAAUAAAACGAAGAAAUAAGGUAGAGCAUAUUUCACUCCAAGAAUCACGUCGUGGGUUUAGAUUUCCAAAUCACCAUCAACCUGCACCGCUAGACACGACAGUGUCAGCUCGAGCGUCUGAAUGAUUUGUCAUAUCGAGGAGCGUCUGAAACAUGCAACACCUUCCGCGAAGCUGUCAAUGCCAGGUAGCCCUCAACCGCGGUAGAAAGCACGGUUUAGCUCAGAUUUUGAACAUGACAAAAUAGUUCGACGGCCAGUGAAAAAAUGCUUCGAAGGCAAGCUGUUUUGUACACAAGCGUGGAACCCGCUUUAAUCUGCACCAACUCGAUCGCGCUUCUCUAGUCAGACAGCUCGUUGCAUCCUCUCGUCCUCCGCUGCUUUUAGCCACAAAUCGCAUGCGCGCUGUCAGAAAUGUGAUUUGGUCGACAAAGCUGUCUGCAAUCGUAGUCAGUGCUUGUGUUUUUGAAAGCAGAUCCUCAUACAUUUUUCUCAAAAUUUAACGUCUAACCUGCAAGAUAAGCGCAACAAAUUGUGUCGUUAUUUUGAGAUAAUUUUAUGUUGAUAGGGACGUUAUUUGUGUUCGAACAGGCGCAUAAACCGAGCUACAUCGUCUCGGCUAAUAGCUAAGACCGGGUGUUUGGCUCAAAACCGUUUUUAGCAAGCGCAGAUGCAUUGACAAUCCUUUGGCACGAUUGGUUUCGUCAGUCGUGAUAGAAAAAAAACAAUUCAUUGAACCUUGGACAGCGCUAAAAAGGUGAUUUGUUUUUUCGAACUCAGGGUGUCUUGGUCGUAGAGUAUAGACAGUAUGCAAUGUUUUUACCAUCAGGUACUGGCUAUUCGCGUAUGGACCAGCUCCCGGGGCUGCGAAUUCAGUCGUGCCGGUGAAAUUUCUUAUCAAUUUGGAUCAACCCAUUUUUUGUCGAUCGUACUUCUAUCGAGUUGUAGCUAAAUUAUUUUCAAACAUUA
This is a messenger RNA of Schistocerca gregaria, 4375 nucleotides long. RefSeq names its product clustered mitochondria protein homolog. Gene Ontology annotation, biological process: organelle organization. Bases 75 to 3428 code for a protein of 1117 amino acids. The transcript is spliced from 3 exons. Gene Ontology annotation, molecular function: protein binding. Gene Ontology annotation, cellular component: cytoplasm. NCBI's taxonomy places the organism in Eukaryota, Metazoa, Arthropoda, Insecta, Orthoptera, Acrididae. The record is from RefSeq and is a predicted model, not a curated record.